Messenger RNA from Polychytrium aggregatum, 865 nucleotides. RefSeq lists its product as uncharacterized. Lineage: Eukaryota; Fungi; Chytridiomycota; Chytridiomycetes; Polychytriales. The transcript has a single exon. The coding region runs from base 47 to 652 and encodes 201 amino acids. The record is from RefSeq and is a predicted model, not a curated record.
AGCUCGCCCAACUCCCACCGAGAUUGGCAAGUAGCCUUCCGACAACAUGUCUCGCGAAAUCAUCCAGUUUCAUAAUCCUUUGCCAACUUGGUCCGGGUCCUACUCCGACCUCUCCUUCGCUGCGGAGGAGAGUCAAACUGAUGACCUUGGGCAUUCAACUCUCGAGAGUUGGACAGAUGAGGAUAGCAUCGAAGAAAUUGAUCGCCUCACAUCCCAGCAGGUCAAUUUGGCCGAGGCUCUCGAGUUGAUUCGUGCUUCAAAGGCGCCUUCCGAGCUCGAUACUCUUGAACUCCACACUGCAUACAACACAAUUCUCAACAGUGACCUGGUUCCUCGACCUCAAACAACUACUUCGAUGGCGCCGUCGCCCGGCAUGACGGCGCCUCACAUUGGAAUAUACAAAUCCCAGCCUUCUUUCCCGCCCUCGAUCACCAAGACGGCCACGAGCACGGCUCCCCGCAUGUGCGUCGUAUCAGUGCCGAAACCCCGUAGCAACACUUCCCAUAUCCUGUCCUUCCGGGAUGAGACUACCCACGAUCAUGACAAGAGAUGGCUCCAGAUCAACCGCACCAGAUCAUAUCCAAGCGGACUGACAGCGAGCUCCAUGAAGAAGGUGCUGGGUAUGAUCGGCAAGCUCAUCUUGAGGAAAUAGAACCAUAGCCCGAUGAAGCUAUGUGAUGUGACAAGUACACCGCCAGUAACUUGAUAAUAAAUCAGUCCAAUCUUUCCCGAACUAGCGGAGAUGGUUCCUCGUCUAGGCCAAUAUCGGCACCGGCGCUGUGGUUAGCGUGAUGGGCGAUAUGCACAUGCUCCACACUGUCGCAUUCCAUCCAGGUCUUGGUGGAACUCAGGCAUCUCGUUCUGC